CUAGCGUUGUCUGGCUAGUGUUGGCCGGAUGCCACUAGCGCCAUUCUGCCACCCGCCCAGAUUUCCCGAUUUCCCCCGUGAUUUUCCCUACGACUACGAGUUUGCGAAAUGGCAGCUACAGAGCUUGGAAUGGGCAAAAGUAUCGCCGUCUUGGCGGUAGUCGUCGGGUGUUUCACCAUUCUGUGGCCAAAAAUAUUCUACCCGAUGAUGCAAGCUGCGUUUUCCAUGACAUCUCCCGAUUACGGACCCGACGACGACAGUUAUCGCGGUCCUCAUCCUGCACAUAUAAUGCCGGGACAAAUGCACAUGAAGGAGGGGAUGGGCCAGGAGAGACCCAACGAAAAGUCACGGGUGCGCGAAGGCCGCCCUUUUCCUCAUCCGUCAGUCCGGCAGCCACCAAAGCAGGCUCCAAAGACUGGUGGCGCAAUGAAUUUUAUCAUGCCACUUUACACCAUUGGAAUUGUACUCUUCUUCCUCUACACCGUACUAAAGUUGGUCUGUAAAAAGAAGCCAGAGGACGAAGCCGCACCGCAGGCGCCCGACUACCACUACGAGAAACAUGCACCACAAGACAACUAUAUCUAUAACACCAACCGAGACCUGGGCAGGGUGGUGGAACCAAAGAAACGGAAAACCCGGUCGUUGGGAACAAAGCAACUUCUUGAAGAAAUUGGCAGGUGCCGGGAGGGCAUCACCAAAGGAGUAGACGAACGUGAUCUUGAGAUUAGUAGGCUUAGACGUCGUUUGGAAGAGACAGAAUAUUUGAUGGAGCAGAUCAUGCGGCAUAUGAAAGAACAAUCACCCGCUUUUCAGGACGGAGAACUUUUCUCGGUGUCAAAUGAUGCAAAGAUGCAAGGUGCAAGUUCGAGCAAAAAAGACGGAAAAUUGCGUCGACGAAAGCAUGUCGGAGUCCAUAAGUCGAGGAACACCAGUCAGGAAGAGAACAACUACAAUGUCGCCCUGGAGGAAGGUUUGUCCCCGUCACAACUUCGCCCGAGCUUCACCUCCAGGAUGGACCGCAUCGAAGAAACAAAAUGGGAAGGAUGCGCGGAAGAAACAGACGACAGUGCGUGCUCUGAUGAAGACGCGGAUGAAAGGGGCUCCGUGGAGGAUGAUAGGGAAUCGCAGGUCGAGGGUACUUCAUCUGACGAGGACAGGUGUCACAAGGACUCCUAAUAUGCAAGAAGGACGUUAUUAAAUGGCAUCCUAGAAUGCGACAUUCCUUUGGAAUGUCUGCUCAUAAGCCUAGGCACGAGCCGUGCGCUCUGUGCAGAUGGUUGCGAAGAAGAUUUUUUUGUGUCGUACUUUAAGUUCUUGCUCCAGUAGAUUCUCGUGAAGCGGAACUCAUUGAGUCUAGUAGAAUACGUUCUGUUUAUGA
Ornithodoros turicata is the source of this 1378-nucleotide messenger RNA. RefSeq names its product resistance to inhibitors of cholinesterase protein 3-like (gene RIC-3). Gene Ontology annotation, cellular component: intracellular membrane-bounded organelle; neuronal cell body; neuron projection. Bases 109 to 1176 code for a protein of 355 amino acids. The transcript has 8 exons. The record is from RefSeq and is a predicted model, not a curated record. Gene Ontology annotation, biological process: protein localization to cell surface; synaptic transmission, cholinergic. NCBI's taxonomy places the organism in Eukaryota, Metazoa, Arthropoda, Arachnida, Ixodida, Argasidae.